UGUUAUUCCUAAUAACAUUUACUUUUUAGCUUUUACAAACACCCCAGUGACCACACAUGGCUGUAAUGUUUAAGUGGCUGAAGGCUUUGGCUGUACAUUCUGAAGGUCAUUAGUGUGUGGCCAUGUGUGCAUGUGCGUUUCAGAAAAGCUGAAAGGCCCCUGGAUCAUUCCUGUGGGCUCUGGGGGAGUGAGCAGCACUUGGGCAGGGCUCUCUCCCUGGCUGGCUGCAGAACAGCUUUCAGAUCUGAUUGGAGUUCUGGGGGCUUCCAAGAUUUGACUCCAGAUUUCACUGAGAACUUCUAUAUCAUAGUUGUGCUUGUUCAGAAGGGUUUUUGGUAUGCAGAUGUCUGUCUCUAGAGAGGUACUACACACAAUUUGGAUAACAAAUGGUGUGGAAAGUAUAGCAGGAAGAACUUGCUGUACAAGCAUCUUGUGUUGUCCUUAUGCUUCUGUCAGGAUCAGUGGGAGCCUUUGAGCAGACAGUUACUGUCUCCUGUUCUACAAUUGUUCUGUUUCUGUUCUUCAUUCAUAAAGCUCUGGCUUUGCACAAAAUGAUAAAUGCCAGUAUUUUUUUAAAUUAAACUGCUAGCUGAUAGACUUGAAAUCAUUCCUCAUAUAGUCAAAACAUAAAAUUGGCAGGCUUGAGUAGGUAAAUUAAUUCAGUUCUAUACUGCAUGAAUAUAGGGACAGAAUUUUUUUCCCAUUUCCUUAACUAAAAAGAAUUUGGUCUUGACCUUUUGUUGUCUCUGGCACAACAAAGUCACCUUUUGUGACUUAGUUGGGAGUUGCUUGUGGAAAUACACAAAUCCUUUUGUCUUUUUCUCUGCUUAAAAUUCAGACUCCUCGAUUCUGCAUAUUUAAUUAGGGCAUCCAUUGCAUUUUGUAUACAUGGAUUAACUUUUUUUUUUUAUGUGAAGCUCUAUUCCUGUUGUACUGUGCUUUGGAAUAUAUGCUUUUCUUUAAGAGACAGUUUCUUUUAGUCUGACAUGCUACCUGAUUGAACAAGGCCUUCGUUAGGCUUCAGAUAGCUUGGGAAAAUGUUGUUCCAAAAUGCAAAUCCACUCAUUUUAGUGGCUAAAUGACAGGGAAUUUUAAUUGUCCCAUGGCUGUGUUUGUUAGUAGAGCCCUCCAGCAGCCACUGCCUUCUGCUCUGCCUCAGGUGCUGGGAGAGAAGCUGGUUUUGUACUCCAAAGUCCUGUGCUUCUCUUCCACUCCAUGGUGUGGAGACUGAUGUAGAGCCCUUUUGAAAAGGAAUAUGUGGUAGAAGGUGCAAACCUUGCCAGGCUUAGUCUGGCUUCCUGCUGCUUCUGGGUCCAUUUAAUUUUGGAACAAUUUUAAUUUCAUCACUUGGGUUUUCAGUCCUGAAGCAAAAGAAGUAGAAAAAGAUGAAGCAAAAGAGUUCAUGGACUUUGAGGAAUUAAGUUUUUAAUGUGUGUACACAAAUUCAGUUUUGAUAAGUAAUUAAUUUCUUCUACCACUGUGGUCUGUAAGUUUUAUUACUUCAUUCUUUCAGAAAUCUUAAGCUGUUUUUCCCACUGCAGGUGUGUGUCGAGCAGUAUAUUUUUUGAUAUGUUUCUUCUCCAGCUAUUCCUCAAAUCUCUUCCUAUGCUAUCCACUGAUGCCUUCCUAGCCCCAGUCACCUGAUAGAAUCUCUAAACAUGUGACUCAUGUUCCAUUUUAAUAUUAAUCUUUGUGUGAUUGCUACAUCUUUCUGUGUGCAUUUUUGUUUUUUCAUUGGGUUGUAAAUUAGCUAUUGUAAGAUCUGGCUCUUUGAAUAGAACUUUGACUUUUCAGUUACAUUCUGAGUAAUUACCAUUCUUUUCUGAUUUAUGAUCCUUACCUAAAGGAAGAGGUGAAUGUGAUACCCUUAAAUGACUUAGUUAAAAUAGUUGUCUACAAAAGAAGUUAUUUCAAAGAACAGUUGUGAAAGCAUUCCAGCGUGUGGAUCUUGAAAGAUCCGGUGUUGUAUUCUCUGAUUAACAUGGUGGUUAGUUGAAGUGCUGAGUUUUAUUUUUAGGAGUUUUAUUUUUAGCUCUCUUUUUUAAGAGAAGAGAGAAAAUACUCAAAAACACCAGGAGCUUUAUUAAAGUUGGCAUAUUUUGCUUAAUAAAAUCUAUUAUUUAAAAAUAAUACCCACAAAAGAGUGCAUUUGUGACUAAAAUGACAUCUUAUCUGGAAUUAACCUUGAAAUCUGACAAACCUGGCAAAUAGCCUUUCUUACCUAAAAAUACCCAAAUCUACAUGAGUUGUGCUUUUACUGCUCUGCUUAAGGAACAUCUAAUGGUGGUAAAAGCAGAUUUAGGGCUGUCCAGAGUGCUUAGUUCCUGCUAAAGAUGGUACAGAAUAAAAUAAUGGAUUUAGCUGCCAACAAAGGGCGCUUCUUUCCUCCGGUGUAAAAGUUACCAGGGAUGUUGUUGAGAAUAAAGCCUUUCUUUAAUGAACUUUGAAGUGUAGAAAUUGAGGUUUGGUUUACUCAGAACCUCAUUUUGUCCAUUCAGCUCCCUCUGUUGGAGUGAAUUCCCUUUCCCAAAUAGGUCACCUCAGUUAGGAGUUUAAACCUCAGAUUCCAUUCUGGAAUAGUUUGUAAAUGUAUUGGUGUCUUAUGCAUGGGUAUUAUAUGUGUUUGGCUUCAGUCUCACACUGUAACGAAUGCAGGGUUACAAUGGAGCUGAAAUGGCUGAAGCCAUGGGUUUGGCCAUAAGGGAUGUCUACUGUUGCUGUGAUCUUUUAAUACAGCAACAAAUAAUUGCAAAAAAGCUGAAGAUAAAAACUUUGUAAACUCAGAUAUUUUGUAAUUGUUGCCUUGAACCUUUAGGCAGGUUGGGAAUGGAUGGCAUGGAGUGUCAGCAUGUUACCAGUGGUUUGAAGGAAACUUUGUCAGGAUUACAGAACUACCCCGGUCCCUGAUUUAUCAUGACCAAAAUAACAGAGCUUGGAAACCAAACCAAAGUAACUAGUAGAUAACAGAAGCUUGAAAAACGGGUGGAUGCCUAAUUCAUUUUACAGAAGGAAUGUUAAACUCGUGUCACCUAGGAGAAAAAAGGGUUUUUCAGUAUCUACCUCAAGUGUAGGAUCACUGCAUAUGUCUUCAUGGAGGACUGUAUUUUUGUAACAUUAUUGAAAUUUCUUAGCAAAAUGUGCCUUAAUUCAUAAAUAAACAAAUGCUGGGAAAUCUUCUAAAGCAAAUGUAAAUUUCAAAAGUGUAGAGGCUGCUAUUAAUAUUUUGGCCAUUCUUAUGGCAUUCUUUUGAUGUAUAAUAACUUGGAGAACAAGAAUGUGUUCUUAAUUAUAAUACCUCAUCAGUUCUGUUUACUGUUAAUUAUUUUACAAGAUUUAAAGCAGCGUUUAAGAUGAAGGUCAUGGGGUUACUUGUGAAGUUCUUGGUCCAACCCAACGUAGGUGAACUGAGCAGGGAAAUUUGCCCUGAAAUUGGUUUUGGCAGGUCCUAUGAGUGAGGCAGAGGUCUAACCCAACUGGAAAGAGCCUUUUAAGGGUGACUAUUACAUAACUAAAUUACCUUUUUUAGAGAUGGGGAAAGUUGAUGUCAGUAAUUGGAGUUCUAUAUGUUAAGUUUAUUAAAAAGAACUAAAAAUAAUUUUAAUGGUCUUAUUUAUGGGGUUUGCACUGUGUAUGUAUGUUAGUACUUCUGAGUGUUUGAUUGUGUCAAUAAUGGACAACUUUUUGGUGAUUUUUUAUUUUGAUACUUCUGUCAAAGCAUUACCAUUAAAAAACAUACAAAAUUUUAAUUCAUCUUCAAAUUCUGAAAUAGAUUUGAAAAUAAUUUAGUGAGAAUUGAAAAAAAAAAUAACCAAACCCAACCCAAAGCAUCCCGAAACUAGCUUAGUGUGAGGGAAAAACACAUUUCAAAAUAUUUCAUACAUUGUCUUAACUGAGGAUGAGUUGAAUGUUUAAAACAGAGCAUUUCUUUAAACUUGAAAGUUCUGUUUCUGAAAGCAUGAAUAUCCUGGGGUUGAAUACUCCUGCAGCUAUGCAUGUUUCCCAGUGCAAAGUGAAAUUUCCAGAUCCCAUAUUCCACUUUCAUGUGCACUACUUUCCCAUUGUAUUUAAAACAAGGAAGUCUAUAGAACAGCAUAGAACAGGACACAUGGGUAUUGGUGAAAGUCAGACUGGGGCUUGUUGCUCUGCUUCCAGUGCUCUUUGCUUUGCUGUCACUGGUUAUUGUGAGAUGGGACUGGGGAUGCUGAGGCAGAGACCACUAGAUGGCCCCACUGGUUUUUGCUGGGCUGUGGGUAAUUUCUGCAUCCCUGGUCAGAAUCUGCCCGGGAUCAUCAGGGAGCAGAGUGGUGGUGAACUUGGCUUUCAGACUAAAAUGAGGUUAAACCUAUACAUAUUCAAAAAACUAAAUUGAUGUUGGAGUGCAGAUACUCAAAAUCAUGAAGACAUUUUAAAACCCUUUUUGCAUGUCAGCCUACAGUCAGCAUUGGUUUCAAAAUGAUGCUCUUAACACUUAGUAACUUCCUGUACCUAAGUUUUGCAUGUGAGGAGGAGUCAGGUUUUACUUGAAGUGAAUUGAGCUUAUAUUUCUUGGAAGAAGAUAGGAAGAUGGGAACAUUGGGUUUGUAUUUAUCCACGUGGAUGCUGAUUAUUCAGUUUGGUGUAUCACUCACCUAUGGGCUUGGUUGCAGUUCCAUGAUGAGUACAGUUGGAAUAUGGCUCAGGAGCCUUGCUAAAGAAUCCAUUCAGAUGAAGAGUGUCAAAAGGAGUCUACGAAUGAGACACCAAGAUGGCAGUUCCACUGGGGAAUGAGAGGUUGAGGAAAUGGACUAAUGCAUGAGUGCUGGGAUGUCUGUCCAAGAAAAGGAUGUUAAAACGUGGACUCUCAUGUUAUUAAACCAGAGAAGAUCUGGGUUGUGAUCAUCCUGUCAAAAUGGACUUUGCAUUUGAAUUAAUCAGUGGCUAUCCAGUGAUGGAUCUGUUUGAGGACUGGGUAGCCAAAUUUUCCUUUUGGGUUGUUUUUGCAUGACAGGAAAAUUAAUUUGGUAAAAGAUCUGUUGCUACUGCUUUUGAGAAAAUGUAAUUUAUAAAGUGACUUUAAAUAAAAGGUUUUGGUUUAUUUCACACUUUGUGUUUGUCCUUUCUGGCUGAAUAUUUUUUAUUGAGUUGGUACUGAAGUGGGUUACAUUUUUGGUUGCUAUUAAACUGAGAAAUACUUUAGCUAAGUACUGGAGGCAAGGUAAAAUUUUGUGCUAUACUUGGUAUCAAAUGUGGUUUUCAUUUGCAAAUUAUGUUCACUUUGCCAUGACUUCCAAUGAAUUUUUAUUCGCUGGCUUGUUCAUUCAGGUGCUUAAUAGUAUGAGGGGUUCUCAGUACUUGGCCUAUUGUCAGGGCACUGCUGCUGAACUUUGUGAAGUUAUUUUAAGAUGGAAUUGAUACCAAUUGAAGGCUGAGAAAAUACAACAAUAAAGGAGUACUUGAAUGUUUUGUGCAACUUUUUUAGACAUGUUCUUGGGUUGUGGGUAUAGAAACUUUUCAACAGAUUUCCUGGACUACAGACUUCCUGAACAGUCUCUUUGGUCUUAAAAUUGUUCUGUGCAAGUGUCCAAUCUGCUUCACUGCUCUUGCAUGUAGCCUUUGUGUCACAAUACUGUGCCAUGUGUUUGGUGAGAAAAAAAUGAGUUCUUUUUGAUACAGCUACAGAUGACACAUUAACCUUUGCAAAUGAAUUCUGAAAUGGUUCUAAUAUUUGAAGUAAUGAUUUCCAUACAGGUCUCUAGUGGAUCUAAUAGUUUAACUGUAUAGGCAUUUCUUCUCUCUAUGUUUCACCUGAAACUCAAAGUUGUCUUUGUUUUGUGCUGGAGGGUCAAGAUGAUAAACCUGGUGUUGAGAUAACCUUGAAAUUAUAUUUGAAAACUCAAACAAAAUCCAGUUCAUUGUUUAACCAUUUGCCUUGCUCAGACUUUUUUGGAAAUACCCAUUUUUGCCAUGAUGAGUUGCUCAUGCCUUUUCCAUCCAGCCAUUUUGGUGGGACACGCUUGCCCCAGUUUGGUUUUGCCAUGUGUGUUUUUAUGGUGGAGUUGGAUUCUGGGACCAGUGUGGAAGAUUUCUCAUUCAAAUGAGUGGAUUUCCUUAGUAUUAUCAAAAAUGCUUGGAAUGGUCUUGCAUUGUGGCUUUUUAAUUCUUGCAGUCAAGGUGCAAGGAGUCUUCUGUGAAUAAUUGGUCAAAGUGGAAUUUUUUUAAUGGCUCGUGGCAUUGGAUAGUUCCUCAUGAAACCCCUUGUGGAAAGAGAAUAGAUGUUGUAGGAGAUAAAUGGCAGGUCUGUGGAGGAAUUAAAGGGAAUGGUGUUGGUUCUACUGGUCAAAGCCAAUGGUUUUGGGCUGUUGGGAUGCUGUGUCGUGGGUGUUCCAAUAGAACCCCAAACUAGCCCAUUGCCCCUUUGUCCUCCAGUGGUCCCCCAGUGGCUGAUGGCUCUGUCUUGUUGUGAUGCUUAUGAAUAUGCAGGAUGUUCUUGUGCUUUAAGGGGUCGGUUUUGGUCGUGGAAGACAACUGGUAGUCAGAAUUAAGUGGUCAGGGUAUUCAUGGAUCGCCUGUGUUCCCUUGGUGAUACAUCCUCUCAAUUCCAGGAUGUUGUGUUGGAGAUGUCCAUUGAUUAAUUUGCAGUUCUGCAGCUUGGUUAUUGUGCAGCUUUAAAAUUAAUUAGUUGUGUUAAAAUCUGUUAAUGCCCAUGAAUGGGUUAAGCAAGAGCAUUAGCCAUAAGCAGUUUGGUGGUGUUGGGCUGGCUUGGCCGCAGUGCCUUGGGUAGCUGGUGGCAGUGGUGUGGCUGCUGGAUUGAUCUGCUGGGGAACCACUAGGGAGGCGCUGUGGAGCUGGAGGGCAGUCUCAGCUCUGCGGGCUGGCUUGGGAGCGGGUGAUGCUCCUGCCCCCCUGCCUGUGCCAGCUCUGGGGGGCAGAGGGAACAGCUGCUGUCUGGGGGUUCUGCCACCAAACUGGGGGGAAGCUGCCCCUUGGGUGGGGUGACCCCAGGGUGGGCAGCUGCUGCCUGCAUGGCUGUGAGCUCCACUUCCAUGCCUUCAAAAUGGCUUGUAACAGCACCACUUCCUGUCCAGGGAGGAAGUAAUUUUAGCCCAGGCACUGAAAUAUUUAGCAAAUCUUUAAAACAAAAGGCACAAAUUCCAUUUCUUUCUGGCUUCCAAAGGGUGCCUGAGCCACAUGGGGUUAAGGUGCCCCUUGAGCUGGGGUAGUUGGAAGGAGCCAGGGCUGUGGGGUAGCAAGCACCCUUUAGGUGGAGGCUCUCUCUUUUUUUGGUAGAAAUGAAGGGGUGGGUCUAUGGUACAUCACCUGAGUUGUGGGGUAAAUGUAGAGAGUGUCAAUCAAAGGCAGAGCUCAGAGCUGGGAAGGAGCUCUAGAUGGCGGCUGUGCCUUAGAGAGAGCGCGCUCAGCUCCGUGCCUUCCCCAACACUUUACGCAACUUUCCCUAACUUUCAGGCAGCCUCAGGGGGCCCCCACAGCCCCUUGCCUCUCCUAGGCACUAAUCGGGGGCCGAGCGGACCUUUUUCGGGCAGAAAAGCAGCUUUUGAGGGCUCCCUUUUCGUGCCUUGCUGGAAAGAAGAAGCCGUGGAGAGAGCCCAGGUCGUUGUUUUUCCAGCUUAGAAGCCAUGGCGUACCUCCAUUUUUGUGCGCUCUCCUAAUGAGCUUUUUCCCCCGGACAUUUUUGUACUAAUUACCGCUUCUUUUGCUUUAUCGGCAGCAUAUUUUUGGGAUUAGAAUAUAUAUUUUUUUUUCAUUUUCUGAAAUUUGUAUUUUAUCGGUAUAAUUACAAAUAUUUUGGAUCUAAUGUUUUUCCACUACCCGAAACUAAUAUCGACUUGGUCCUGGCGGCGGUGCAUGGAUCAGUAAAUACCUGGGCACAGGACUUCAAAGCAAACAGACACCCCUGACCCCCUUUUAAUAUUUAAGAAUAAAAAGAUGAUGAGAAAUAAGGACAAAAGCCAAGGAGAGGAGGGUUCAGUCCACAGCAAUGCAUCGAGUCACUCGGCAUCCGAAGAAGCCUCUGGCUCUGACUCUGCAAGCCAGUCUGAAAGUGAGCAGGGCAGCGAGUCAAACAGCAGCUCCGAGUCCUCUGAGAGUCAGUCUGAAUCCGAAAGUGAAUCAACGGGUUCCAAAUCCCAGCAGACCCCUCCUGAAACCAAAGAAAAACCAGCCUCUAAGAAGGAAAGGAUAGCAGAUGUUAAAAAGAUGUGGGAAGAAUAUCCUGAUGUUUAUGGGGUUAGGAGGUCAAACCGAAGCAGACAAGAACCGUCACGAUUUAAUAUAAAAGAUGAGGCAAGUAGUGAAUCUGAAAAUGAGAGCCCAAAAAGAAGACGCCAGAAGCAGUUGAAAAGAAAAAUUAAAUGGAAAAGAGAGGUCUCUGCUGGAGAAGAGGAUGAAGAUGGAGGGGAGCAAGGCACCAGUGGAGAGAGUGAGCCUGAACCGAAGAAAAUUAAAGCAAGAAGACCUGUCCAGAGGAGAACAGUGGCCAAAACUGGUGUUAAAAAGCCCCACAAAAUCCAGCGUGGGAAGAGGAAGAAACAAGACUCAUCUGAAGAUGACGAUGAUGACGAAGACGAUGAGACUCCCAAGAGACAAACCCGGCGAAGAGCAGCCAAAAAUGUCAGCUACAAAGAGGAUGAUGAUUUUGAGACGGAUUCUGAUGACCUGAUAGAGAUGACUGGGGAAGGAGCUGAUGAACAACAAGACAACAGUGAAACUAUUGAGAAAGUCUUGGACAUCAGGCUUGGAAAAAAGGGAGCCAUUGGAGCUUCCACCACAGUGUACGUGACCGAGGCCAACGGCAACCCCAGCGCCGACUUCGACCCCGAGAAGGACGAGGGGGAGGUUCAGUACCUGAUCAAAUGGAAGGGCUGGUCAUACAUCCACAGCACGUGGGAGAGCGAGGAGUCCUUGCAGCAGCAGAAAGUGAAGGGCCUGAAAAAGCUAGAAAACUUCAAGAAAAAAGAGGAGGAGAUCAAGCAAUGGCUGGGCAAGGUAUCACCUGAAGAUGUAGAAUAUUUCAACUGCCAACAAGAGCUGGCUUCAGAGCUAAACAAACAGUAUCAAAUAGUGGAGAGGGUAAUAGCUGUGAAGACCAGCAAGUCUGCCACGGGACAUUCCGAUUUCCCAGCAAACAGUCGCAAAUCAUCCUCAAAUGACCCUGAAUACCUGUGCAAGUGGAUGGGGCUGCCCUAUGCUGAGUGCAGCUGGGAGGAUGAGGCUCUGAUCAGCAAGAAAUUUCAGCACUGCAUUGACAGCUUCAACAGCAGGAACAACUCCAAGACAAUUCCCAUCCGUGACUGCAAGGUGUUGAAGCAGAGGCCGAGGUUUGUUGCCUUGAAGAAGCAGCCCUCGUACAUCGGCGGGGAGAACCUGGAGCUGCGGGAUUACCAGCUGGAGGGCCUCAACUGGCUCGCUCACUCCUGGUGCAAGAACAACAGCGUGAUCCUGGCUGAUGAAAUGGGACUGGGCAAGACCAUUCAGACAAUAUCAUUCCUGUCCUACCUGUUCCAUCAGCACCAGCUGUAUGGCCCUUUCCUGGUGGUCGUGCCCCUGUCCACCCUCACCUCCUGGCAGAGGGAGUUUGAAGUGUGGGCACCCGAGAUAAACGUGGUGGUUUACAUUGGAGACCUCAUGAGCAGGAACAUGAUACGUGAAUAUGAAUGGAUCCAUUCUCAGUCUAAAAGAUUGAAAUUCAAUGCACUUAUCACAACUUACGAGAUCCUCCUGAAGGAUAAGACUGUUUUGGGAAGCAUUAACUGGGCCUUUCUCGGCGUGGACGAAGCCCAUCGGUUGAAGAAUGACGACUCCUUGCUGUACAAAACCUUGAUUGAUUUCAAGUCCAACCACAGGCUGCUGAUCACUGGCACCCCGCUUCAAAACUCACUCAAGGAGCUCUGGUCCCUGCUGCACUUCAUCAUGCCAGAGAAGUUUGAGUUCUGGGAGGAUUUUGAGGAGGAUCACGGGAAAGGCAGAGAGAAUGGCUACCAGAGCCUUCACAAAGUCCUGGAGCCGUUCCUGCUGCGCAGAGUGAAGAAGGAUGUGGAGAAAUCUUUGCCAGCCAAAGUGGAGCAGAUCCUCCGGGUGGAAAUGUCUGCUCUGCAGAAGCAGUACUACAAGUGGAUUUUGACAAGAAACUACAAAGCUCUUUCAAAGGGAACAAGGGGAAGCACAUCUGGUUUCCUGAAUAUUGUAAUGGAAUUGAAAAAGUGCUGCAACCAUUGCUACCUUAUCAAACCUCCCGAGGAAAAUGAGAGAGAGAAUGGCCUUGAGACCCUGCAGUCUUUGAUCAGGAGCAGUGGAAAGCUGAUUCUCUUGGACAAGCUGCUGACCAGGCUGCGGGAGAGAGGCAACAGAGUGCUGAUCUUCUCCCAGAUGGUGAGGAUGCUGGACAUCUUGGCAGAGUACCUGACUAUCAAACACUACCCUUUCCAGCGCUUGGACGGCUCGAUCAAGGGGGAGAUCCGAAAGCAGGCGCUGGAUCACUUCAACGCCGACGGCUCCGAGGACUUUUGUUUCUUGUUGUCAACAAGAGCUGGAGGGUUGGGAAUUAAUUUGGCCUCUGCUGAUACUGUUGUUAUCUUUGACUCGGACUGGAACCCCCAAAAUGAUCUUCAGGCUCAAGCCCGAGCUCAUCGGAUUGGACAAAAGAAGCAGGUGAAUAUUUACCGCCUGGUCACAAAGGGGACAGUGGAGGAGGAGAUCAUUGAAAGAGCCAAGAAGAAAAUGGUGCUGGAUCAUUUGGUUAUCCAGCGUAUGGACACCACUGGCCGGACUGUUCUGGACAACAACUCUGGGAGAUCCAACUCAAAUCCCUUCAACAAAGAGGAGCUGACAGCUAUUUUGAAGUUUGGAGCUGAAGAUCUUUUCAAGGAGCUUGAAGGGGAAGAGUCAGAGCCUCAGGAGAUGGACAUCGAUGAGAUCCUGCGUCUGGCUGAAACACGGGAGAAUGAGGUGUCCACCAGUGCCACCGACGAGCUGCUCUCCCAGUUCAAGGUUGCCAACUUUGCAACCAUGGAGGAGGAAGAGACAGAGCUGGAUGAGCGGUCCCAGAAGGACUGGGAUGAUAUCAUUCCAGAAGAGCAGAGGAAAAAGGUGGAGGAGGAAGAAAGGCAGAAAGAAUUGGAGGAAAUCUACAUGCUGCCUCGAAUCCGGAGCUCAACGAAAAAGGCUCAGACAAAUGACAGUGAAUCCGAUGCAGAGACCAAGAGAAGGCUGCAGAGAUCAUCGGGGUCAGAAAGCGAGACUGACGAUACCGACGACGAGAAGAGACCCAAGCGCAGGGGACGCCCUCGGAGCGUUAGAAAAGACACUGUGGAAGGAUUUACUGAUGCUGAAAUCAGGAGGUUUAUCAAGGCUUACAAGAAGUUUGGAUUGCCUCUUGAACGGCUGGAGUGCAUUGCCCGGGAUGCUGAGCUGGUGGAUAAGUCUGUGGCUGACCUGAAGCGCUUAGGGGAGCUCAUCCACAACAGCUGUGUGUCAGCAAUGCAGGAAUAUGAGGAGCAGCUGAAGGAAAAUCCUGCAGAAGGGAAGGGACCUGGAAAGAGACGAGGUCCUACCAUCAAGAUUUCUGGUGUCCAAGUCAAUGUGAAAUCCAUCAUCCAGCACGAAGAGGAGUUUGAAAUGCUGCACAAAUCCAUUCCCUCGGACCCAGAGGAAAGGAAGAAGUACCGCCUGACGUGCCGUGUCAAAGCUGCUCAUUUUGAUGUAGACUGGGGAGUGGAGGAGGAUUCUCGCUUGUUAGUGGGAAUUUACGAGCAUGGUUAUGGAAACUGGGAGCUCAUUAAAACAGAUCCAGAGCUGAAGUUAUCUGAUAAGAUCCUACCGGUUGAGACAGAUAAGAAACCUCAGGGAAAACAGCUCCAGACCCGAGUUGAUUAUCUACUGAAACUGCUGAAAAAAGAUCUGGACAAGAAAGAAAACAUGAAAGAUGGGGAAGAGGGCAAGCUGAAGAAGAGGAAACCACGAGUGAAGAAAGAGAACAAGGCUCCCAAAGUCAAAGAUGAACAUGGGAAUGAACUCUCCUCUCCUCGGCACUCAGACAACCAGUCAGAAGAAGGGGAAGUCAAGGAGGAUGGCUUGGACAAGAGCCCAGUGAAAAAGAAACAGAAGAAGAAAGAGAACAAAGAGAACAAGGAAAAACAGACAUCCUCUAAGAAAGAAAAGGAAAGCGAUAAAGAGAAAAAGAAGACAAAAGACAAGAAAGAGAAGCCUAAAGGUGGCGAGGCCAAAUCUGGAAGUAAAGGGAAGAGAUCACAAGGUCCUGUCCACAUCACUGCAGGGAGCGAGCCAAUCCCCAUUGGAGAAGAUGAGGAUGAUGAUCUGGACCAAGAAACAUUCAGCAUAUGCAAGGAAAGGAUGAGACCAGUAAAAAAAGCACUGAAGCAACUUGAUAAGCCUGACAAGGGACUGACAGUUCAAGAACAGCUGGAGCACACACGCAACUGCCUGCUAAAAAUCGGUGAUCGCAUCUCUGAGUGCCUUAAAGCCUACAACGACCAGGAUCACAUCAAGCUAUGGAGAAGGAACCUAUGGAUAUUUGUGUCAAAAUUCACAGAAUUUGAUGCCAGAAAACUACACAAACUCUACAAGAUGGCUCAUAAGAAAAGAUCACAGGAAGAGGAGGAGCAGAAGAAGAAGGAGGACAUGUCCAACAUGAAGAAGCAGUUCCGCCCAGAGCCUUCGGGCUCCAGCCGCGAUUCCGUGAUGUCCCAGUCCCACGUGCCUCACAAUCCCCAUUCCCAGAAGAUCCACAUGCCCCCUUCCCACACCCAGCAGCAGAUGCACGGGCACCCCCGGGACAACUACGGCCAUCCAAACAAGAGACAUUUCAGCAACACAGACCGAGGAGACUGGCAGAGGGAUCGAAAGUUCAACUACGGCGGCAACAGCAACCAGAUGUGGGGCGGGGAGCGGCACCACCAGUACGAGCAGCACUGGUACAAGGACCACCACUACGGGGACCGGCGGUCGCGGGGGGAUCCCCACCGGAGCUCCGGCAACUACAGACCAAACAACCUGUCCCGCAAGCGGCCCUACGAGCAGUACAACAGCGACCGCGACCACAGGGGCCACCGCGACUACUACGACAGGCACCACCACGAUUCCAAACGCCGACGGUCCGACGACUUCAGGCCUCAGAACUACCACCAGCAGGAUUUCCGGCGGAUGUCUGACCACAGGCCGCCCAUGGGAUACCAUGGCCAGGGACCUUCGGACCACUACCGGUCCUUCCACACAGACAAACUGGGGGAUUACAAACAGCCCCUCCCUCCAUCGCACCCUGCCGUGUCGGACCCUCGCUCGCCCCCCUCUCAGAAAUCCCCCCACGAUUCCAAGUCACCUCUUGAUCACAGGUCACCUCUGGAUAGGUCAUUGGAACAGAAAAACAAUCCAGAUUAUAACUGGAACAUUCGGAAAGCGUAAAGCGACCGAGAGGGCGAAGCGCACGUCUGAAAUACCGGGAGUGAUGCGACGGUGGCUGCUUUCUCCAAGCCAGCAACAAGAAACUCUGAACAUGCUGCUAUCAUCUGGCUGGGUCAAGGAGGAUUUUGGGGGAGUGGGUGGAGGAAGAUUUUCCCUAGUUCUUGAUUCUGGUUUAGAUUCCCAUUUCCUUUCCCCUUUUUUACCAUUGAACUGGUCUGUCAUGGAACCAGUCUUGCUGCCUCGUUUGUUGUUUUGUUUUUGUUUUCCUCAGUCCAAUGGACCCAAGGGAGUUUUCCCCAGCCAGUGUUUCCUCAGAAGGAGAAGGCAGAUUGAUGCUGCUUAGGAUCGUGCAGAAGGCUGUGUGCCUGCUCUGACUUGAUGUUACAUGACAGAUGCUGCUGUGGGGUUGGGGAUAAACUGGUUGGGCUGGGAUUUGUAUGUCAUCAGCAUGGGGCUAUGGGAGGAUACGUUCAAGGAGGGACAGGAAAGUCCCUCAGCAGCCAAACUUGGUUGAAAGAGGGACUUGAUGUCCCUGCAGAGUGACUCCAAAGGAGCUGGAGCCAUGCUGGUGACAAUCCAUCACUUUCCUGACCAUGUUAUCAUUUUCAUGUCUUUAUCCAUUUCGAGAAACUGGCUCUGCUUUGAUUGCUGUUGUGUCCCCUGCAACAGAAGAGGUGGGGGGAUCUUCCUCCCAUCUCCAGAGCUGGAACUGGCAAAUCUUGACUCUGGGGGUAGGUGGGAGCUGGGAAAAAAAAGGCCAACAUCCUUAGCAAAGGGUUAGUUCACUUCUAACCAGCAGAAGAAAUUGAAAGAAAUUGUAGUGAGAACAGUAUUUCUCAGUGGUCAGGGCUCAGGAAUCCAUAACAAAACCCUUCUCUUCUGGCAUGGGCAGCUUGGGUGCUCCAGGAACUAACAGAUGCUGGCUGGGAGAUGCAAGGUCACAAGAUGGCUCUGGGGAUCCUGGAACUCCUAACCUGCCUGGCACUAAAGUCUCUGGGCAAAUCACUUCUCUCUGUACUUCACAAAGCAGUGAUCACAAACCUCUACUAUAAGUGAAAGAUAAGGGAUGGUAGAACAAAGUGAAAUAGGAAUUCAGUGGAGUGAUCACUGUUAGGGAAUGGUCACCUUCCUGCCAGUCAGCAGUGACUCUAAAUUGCUGAAAGUACCUGCAUUUAUAGACCUUUUGUUUGUCUAAAUUGGAAAUGAACCUGAGGACUUAGCACCUCAGUGAGCAGGGAGAGAAUGAGGAAUUCAGGACUGAUCCAUAAAGAUCCUUGGAGCAAAUGUCUUAGAGCCCAGCAUGGCAGAGGGAACAGAGGAAUGUGCAGCCCAGCUCAGUGGACUUCAGGGCAAACACUCCAGGUAUUCAAACCACGGCACUUGAUGCAAACCAGUGCCCAGCCUGGGCACUGGUGUGGUGAGAGGGGUUGGUUGUGCACAUCCUGCUGGCCAGAAGCACCUUGGGUGAUUAUUUUUCAGGUUGGAGUUCCCUGGAGAUGACAAAGGCUGCCCCGGGCGUGGUGUCUGGGGCUGCAUCACCACCGGAGCUCAGUGUUAAAGAGCAGGCAGUUCCAGACUCCUGUUAGGUGGGGCACAGAAGCUGGGCCUCCCGUUAAGAUGCCAGUAUUUGACUCUAAUAAGCUGUGAUGUCCCUUCCCCAGAAGACUGAGGGCAGAUGGGUGUUCAGGGCUGGCUUCCUGACUCCAGCCAGUGCCUUGGAAGGCGCAUGCAAACUGACACUAAUACUCCUCCAUGCAGUAUAUCCCUGGAAAUCUGCUGCCAUCACUCCUCCCCAUCCCGCUGCUCUAAGGGGACACAUGGGAAGUGUUUUGUUCCCCUUUUGUUUUUAUCUUGCAAGAUUUCCACCGAAUUCAGGGCAGUUUUGUUUCCUUAGGGGCACUUGCUUCACUGAUAAAGUGUUAAACUUGUGUUUACCUGUGCAGGGCCAGCUGAAGGCAAGUCUUCCACAGUCCCCCUCGGAGGGGUGGGAGGUGUGGAGAGAGCACAUUUCCCACUAAGCUGUGAUUGCAGGCUGUGGUAUUCAACAAAGAGGUCCUUUCUUUUCAGAGGUAUUAGCUUUUAAUGUGAAAAUGGAGGCAGCCUCGCAGGGGCAAAGAGAAUUGCUGUUUUUGUCACGGUGCGGUGCUGUCACGGUGGGAAGUUCGUGGCAAACUCGUGUAGCAAAGGCAAUACUGGCACCCAGGGUGAGGGCUGGUGUAGGAAAACUGGAUCCCAGCAAGAGGCAUUUUCUGUGUUGAGAUGUGGGGGUUGCUGCUUAUCCCAGGUUCCAGGCACAAGGGUGUUUGGGAUUUCCUUCUUGUGCAACAGCAAAAGCUUUACCCAUAUCCACUGGAGAGCUGUCCCCACUGUCACUUUAGCCUGAUGUUGAAGUCACAUCGUGUCCACUCAUGAUGGGUGAGUCUUUGCUGGGUUUUGCUUUAGUGAAGCUGGAGCAGGAGAUUUGGGAUAAAGUCUUCCCUGAGCACACACACACACUAUUAUGCAUUUUAUGUCCCCUCAGCAUAGGGACCAUAACCAAACACAGUCAUGGGGACGGGAGUGGGAUCAGAGGGGACACAUCCACAGCCAUAAACUUCCCUGUGGUGUUUGUGUCAGCAUUGGUACAGCUCUUCCUUCCUAACCAGCUGUGGGUUUCCCUCCAGCCUCUUUGCAGAAAAAAGCAGUAACUUGCUGUGGAUCAAUUAAAAAAAAAAAAAAAUUUCAGCCUGACCUCUUUGGAAAUGGUGUAAAGUAAUGAGUUCACAUGGUGGAAAUCCUGCAGACCAAAACUUGCUGUGGGGAGAGGCAAUGUGGUCCCAACCAAAAUGGACACGGAUCCGAGUGCUGAAGUCCUUGUGUGAACGGUUUGUGAUGCACACAAAAAUAUUUUUCUGCUUUCACCCGUUUCCUCCCCACCUCUGCCUCCCCUCUGGGGAGAGAAGGACUCUUACUGUAAAAAUACGGACUUUUAAACCUGUUGACUAAAAACAGUAAUUAAUAUUAAUUUAUAUUUGUGAAAGAAAUGCCACUGUCCUAGUGAUUUCUGAUGUAAAUAUGUUGUUUAUAUAGUAUGUAUGAAAUUUUCCUACAUUGUAAAACUGCUGUACUUUUGAUUCUUGUAUAUUAAAAAGUGUUACUGAGAUUUUCA
Taeniopygia guttata (zebra finch) is the source of this 16561-nucleotide messenger RNA. The record is from RefSeq and is a predicted model, not a curated record. NCBI's taxonomy places the organism in Eukaryota, Metazoa, Chordata, Aves, Passeriformes, Estrildidae.